AUGACAAGGGCCAGACAGUUAGAGUUAAGAGAUCAAACGAAGGAAAUGUUUGAUCACGCUUACGGCAACUAUAUGAAGUAUGCGUUCCCAGCCGAUGAGCUGAGACCUCUCUCGUGCACGCCGCGAUAUCGCGACGCAGAUGCAUUGAACUGGAGUGAGAAUGAUGUCCUAGGGAACUUUUCACUCACGCUUGUAGACGCUCUCGAUACCCACGUUAUCAUGAACGACCGAGCAAAAUGGGAAGAGGCCGUUGCCUUGACUAUUAAACACGUUCAUUUCGACUUGGACUCGAGGGUCCAGGUCUUCGAAGUCACGAUCAGGAUGCUGGGAGGCCUGCUCUCCGCACAUAUUCUCGCUACCGAUUCAGAUACAGGAUUUCGGAUACCAUGGUAUAAGGGCGAACUUUUGGAGCUCGCCCGAGACCUGGCAAACAGGCUUCUUCCGGCGUUCAAUACUGCGACAGGCUUGCCGUGGCCUCGAGUGCAUCUUCAGAAAGGAGUCUUGAAGAAGGAGUCGGAUACGACAUGCGCCGCUGGUGCUGGCACACUGGUGUUGGAAUUCGGCGUCCUGAGUCGGCUCACAGGCGAUCCGAUCUACGAGAAAUUGGCUCGGAAAGCCCUAUUUCGCGUUUGGGAGUUGCGGUCGAGCCUUAACUUGGUGGGCAAUGCAAUCGGGGCAACCACCGGAAAGUGGAAGGAUCCGACUGGGGGUAUAGGGGCCGGAAUCGACUCCUUUUAUGAGUACCUUUUCAAGGCGUACAUCCUCUUCAACGAGGCGGAGUAUAAUGACGUUUUUCAAGCGGCGUAUGCAGCCGUCAAGCGGCACAUUAGGGAUCUGGGAGGGUUGUUCUACAAGAAUGUCAACAUACAUAAUGGCGCUUUGGCUGCCUCCUGGAUCGACUCUCUCGCCGCAUUCUUUCCCGGCCUGCAAGUUCUUGCAGGAGAUAUCGAAGAUGCCGCAAAACUUCAUCAGGUUUACGCCACGAUAUGGAAGCGGUUCGGUGCUAUGCCGGAGCGCUUCAACAUGAAUUCACGGCAGACUGAGAUUGGUUCCUAUCCCUUGAGGCCCGAGUUCAUAGAAUCAACCUACAUGUUGUAUAGGGCAACCAAAGAUCCAUACUACCUUGACGUCGGGGAGCGCCUCCUACGAGAUCUGAACAACCGCACACGAGUUCCUUGUGGGUUCGCAUCCGUAUGGGACGUCAACGAUGGGAAGCUGGACGACAGGCUAGAAUCGUUUUUCCUCAGCGAGACCCUGAAGUAUUUGUACCUCCUGUUCGACGAAGACAACUUCGUACACCAGACCAUGGGAAACGGGGUGUUCACGACCGAAGGACAUUGGAUAACUCUUCCGUACGAACUGUUGAGGCCGGCCAAGUUCCAAAAGGAUCGACCAAAAAACCUGUCCGCCCAACAACUCUGUCCUCGAUUCGAUGGGGACAUCGCGGUGACGAUAAGUACCAUGACUACAUCGGGUCCCAUGGCGGUCUCUCCAGCCGAUUUGCAGAAGAUCGAUCAGCUCGUGGGAGUUGGGGACUAUGCGGUCGGCUUGGAGAAGCUGGUGGGGACAUUGGGCGCAACCACGCAGGAGAUCAGUAAAUGUGACGAGAGACUCAUCACCUUUGACAGGAUCGAGCCUCCCAAUUUCACUGGCAAGCCCGAAGCACAACUUAGAAAGACAUGGAAAGGUUUCGCGGUUGAUCACCUGGCCGGACUUCGUUUCCACAUAGCAGCAUCAGAUGGCCAAGCUUUCCAAGUGUUGCGAAUCAACGACAUCGAAUUGCGCGAAGGGGAGACCCUCACAGUCGUCAAAACCGGAAUGUCAUUUCUAGAACCAGAUGCGGCGUCGAAGCCUUUCCCGCCACCGCCACCGCUCAGCCCUAUGGCCGCACUGGCCAUCAAAGAGAAAGGAGUCGUCAAUGUCGCCAUUGCAGAGUACGGGCCAGCUCUAUGGCCAAACGAACACGUCACUGGGCAAAUGAUCUCGUUGAGCACCACGAAGAUCCCCGAAGGGUGUGAUCCUUACACGCCAGUAGAAGCCGAUCGUGUAAGAGGAAAGAUCUUGUUGGUGCAACGUGGGGGAUGCACCUUCUCGGAAAAGACGGAGUGGGCUCAAUUCGCCGGCGCCAUCGCCCUCGUCGUCGUGAAUGAUCAGGAACAUACGUUCCUGAACAUGGCAUACUCCGAAACUUCCACUGGCGAUCUUGCCCUCGUCGACAACGUUUCCAUCCCAAGUGUGAUGGUAUCCGGCGCCCACGGCGCCUACCUCCGCGAGGAGCUGCAGAAGGCGCCGGAGGGCUUGCUUGAUGCGCAGCUGAUUGGAGUGGAUAUCGAUUUUGAAGGAGCUACGAAACGAUCGGACAUCAACCUCCAAUAUGCGGGACACUCGAUCAAAAAUGUCAUCGUGGUGGAGACGUGGGAUGUCUUUGAUCCAGAGAGGAAGCAGCGCAUACGGCAGGGUCUGAAGGGGGUGUCGCUUGGGUAUCCUGGGGCAGGGAUGAGGUGUCUGAUUGAAUCUGCGAGGGUCGCCGAGGUUUGCUGUGCGUAGAAUAGGGAAAUCCGCGCAGAUAGCUCUAGAUCCUUGUCAUUUACGAAGUCACACCACCAAAUCUCGCAAUAUGAACAGCAAUCACUGCGCUGUGGAAAUUCAGAGAUUCUACAACUGGUCACAGCGGGGGCCGAUGAAGGAAGGGGCGUUGUCCCUUCAUGUGAUCCAGAGUGCCCAGGUCCACCGCGGUCGUAGAGCCUCAUUUGCUUGUUUGCUCUAGAUUCCAGGGCACCCAUGCUGGAUACGAACAGGGUCCGACAACUCAGCCGUCAAUGAACCAAUUCGAGAAGCCCGCUUGCUCAUUGCCACCGUCGAAACAUUACAUGAGUCGGCAAAACCACGGGUACAUAUACAGGGGUAAAUACAAAAAGGCCCUAGUCAUUCUCCCUGCCAUACGUUGACACAUGCAUGCGCGUG
Molecule: messenger RNA, 2964 nt
Organism: Fimicolochytrium jonesii
Lineage: Eukaryota; Fungi; Chytridiomycota; Chytridiomycetes; Spizellomycetales; Powellomycetaceae
Product: alpha-mannosidase
Exons: 7
Coding region: 1-2547 (848 amino acids)
Biological process (GO): mannose trimming involved in glycoprotein ERAD pathway; carbohydrate metabolic process; endoplasmic reticulum mannose trimming
Cellular component (GO): endoplasmic reticulum; membrane
Molecular function (GO): mannosyl-oligosaccharide 1,2-alpha-mannosidase activity; calcium ion binding
Source: RefSeq, a predicted model, not a curated record